CUACGUCCCCUUGUCACGCCAUCGCUGGAGGCAGAUGUAGGGAACAAACAAGCAGACAAUUGCUACCAUGCCCUACUUGUAGGAGUAUACCCCACAGAUGAGUAGCAUACGUGUGCUCUUGUUGCUGCCCACGUUAUUUACAGAAGAUUAAUCGUCAAUGAGAUAUAUGCUAUAACUGAACCAUCGCUUCUCGUCAAACACAUCCAUUUGCUGACUGUUUCAGACUGACUUGUUGAACAUUUUGACAUGAUUGAAUGGUGGUUGCUCCUCUUUGGGGGGCCGAUACUUGCCCUGGUUAUAAGAUGGAUGGUCAAAGUUCCUUAUAGACCUAAACUGCUCCACACUCCUUAUGCUCGACCAGGACCAUGGCAUUAUUUGAAAAUAAUAUCUGGAAGAAUAUGGUUGGCCUGGAAACUAGUUCGCCAUCCAAGAGUUCUAAAUGUUCUUGAUACAACUUCUAAAAAGUAUGAGAAAGUGGGGCUUGUAGCAACCGAGUUGGAGAAAGUCUGGGAGCUUCCACAUGAGCUUACGAAUAGAGAAUCUGUUGAUGGUCUGUUUUUUAUUGGAACUGAUGGAGCUGAUACUUGCUUAAAAGUUUCUAUUGAACGUCAUACCAAUCGUCAAGCCCAAGUAUCUCUGUUGUUAGCUCUUCCUAAUGGAAUAACAUAUCAGCUACCAGGGUUCCCAGACACGCUAAUAUCUAAUACAGAUGGCAAAAAGUGUUUUAAUGCCGGCGGGAUAAAAUUUCAACUCAUAGAAGCCAUGAGAAAAUGGAGAAUUUUGUUCAAUGGGCUGGCCAAACGAACCUCCAAUGGAGAAGAAACGGAAGUUCAUUUUCGAAUGAAUAUAGUUUGGACGGCAUUCAGUCGCCCUUAUGAGUUCAAACGCGAAUUUAGCCGUAAGUUAUUAGCACAAGGAAUGGCACGUGAGCUUUGGCGAGGAAGGCAAGAAUGGUCGCAAAUGAGUGAGCCCAGUUUAAACGGCAUGGAUCAAUGGGGUGCAAUGGUCGGCACCUAUCAAGAUAACAUCUUGAACACUGAACAACAAAUCUAUCUCCGCAGCCUUCGUCAACGACGUUGGGGACAGAGAAACUCUUCGACACUGCACAGGAAAUUAGAUAUCGUUGGGGCCUGUGAAGAUGGAAAUUAUUUUUACUUAAGUGCCACAUCGGAUUCAUCCCGUCUUACCCAUGAAGUUUGGGGCCAUUUGUACCACCCUAAUGGCUUUCUAUACAAAAUCAACGCGUGCAACCUCGAUUUAGAAAGGCUGGGGGAACAUGGACCUGUCCCUAACCAUUUUUCAAUCCGCUUUGCUGCAAAGCGCCGCAACUAUCAUGCCAUUAUCCAUUUGAUGCCUUCUCAGUAUGAAAAUUUUCUUGGACGUCCAUGGCAUCAUCGUAGCACAACAUAUCCAUGCCACUUGACAUUAAAUUCGCGACAAGGCCGUGUAGUCUUUGUAGCAACAAAUGUUUUUCAUGGAGAUUGUUCGCUAGAGCCAGAAGUAUCAGUACCUUAUUUGAGUGCGCCAAUGCGCCAGCCUUCUUCUACCGAAGUAGAAAAACUAGUGCUAUUGUUUAAUGAAGAAGCUUGUCGCUUCGAUGAUUUGGUGGGAGGAAAAGGAUCAUCGUUGGCCCUCCUUAGUAGUGACAUAAAGAAAAUUCCAGUAGAAUGCAAAGUUCCUGCUGGAUUUUGCGUUACAGUCAAUGCCUGGAAAGCCCAACUGAAGAACAACGAAGAAGUUGCAGCAGUUUUCAAACGAUUGGAAGAUGUAACUACAGGUGUAAUUGAAGGUAAACUGGAGGAAUGUUGUGCUCAAGCCGAAAAACUGGUGUCGUUAGUUCCAGUUGAUUCCCUACUGCAAGAUUGCAUCCGAGAGGCCUUGCAGGAAUUGUUUGGCGAUGAAGCAGAUCAAAAACGUUUCGCCGUUCGGUCGUCGGCCGUUGGUGAAGACGGCGACGUGUUGUCCUCUGCUGGACAAAAUAUCACGGUCCUUGGUUGUCAAGGAUUUGAAUCCAUCAAGAAAGGACUCCAAAAGUGCUGGGCAUCGUUGCUUUCCUAUCAAUCAGUCGAGUACCGCCGACAACACGGAGAGCCACUUAUUCCCGGAAUGGGAGUUGUGAUUCAAGAGAUGGUGGAUGCUGAGGCUGCAGGGGUUCUUUUUACCGUAAACCCCAACGAUGGUGAUCCUGGAAAAAUGAUAUUAACGGCAAACUACGGUCUUGGCGAAUCAGUCGUUUCAGCCUCCGCUGAUCCAGAUACUUUUUACAUAAAACGCACGGCAGCUGGAGAACUUUCCAUCUCCUCUCGAACUGUUGGCUCUAAGCAAUCCAAAAUUAUUCUUUCUGAUGACGGAACGCGUGAAGAAAAAAUAACUGAAGAAGAUGCGGUUGCCUUGUGUUUGCCCGACGACAAAGUUCUGGAAAUCGGGCAACUUGGGGUUUAUUUGGAGAAGGCCUUUGGUGGUCCAAGAGAUUUGGAGUUUGCCGUAUCUCGUGGCGCUUUGUACUUACUACAGGCAAGACCAAUUACUGCUCUCGACGCUUGGACCGAUUUUGAACUUCGUCAUGAAUUCGAUUCGCCUAUACUAACAGAUUCAGAUUAUUUCACAAAAGCCAACACUGGAGAAGUGGCACCCGGAGCAACGUCUCCCCUUACUGUUUCAACAACUAUUCGAAUUCUCGAUCUCAAUUUCCAGACCAUUGUGAAAAAGCAAUUCGGACGUCUUGUUGAUAUCAAUCCAUGGUACGGAGGUCGCUUCUUCUCGUACCAGCAGAACCAUUUGUUCAUCAACGUUAUCGAGGCUUUUCUCCGUGACAUCGAGGAAGAAAUAAGCGACAACAUCCGAGCUAUUGACAUGGCCGUUUUUGGUCAUAUUAUCACUACACCUGCCAUGCAUCGUCUUGGUUUACAGCGCUUUGGAGUUGCCGGAUGGAGAGUGAAAUUCAACAGAUAUAGAACCGUUUUCCAAGAUCUGUUUUUUAAUCACAAGCUUGUCUCUCGGGCUGUGAAAAAAUUCAGCGAUUACUCAUUUCCUACUGAAAAUUAUACCGAUUCGCUCAAACUUUAUGAUGAAAUUUGCGCCCAUCUGCCUUCUUUGGUAGAAAUUGGUCGCAUCCAUACGGAAGUGAGUCGGGCAAGUGCGUUGACUCAACUCAUUGCUUUCAUCAUAUUACUCGAUGGAAGAAAAGAAUGGACUCCAGAGUUGUACGGAGAAAUGGCUGAACUUUUCUCCUCCAUUUCAAACGUUGAAUCUGCUGACGUCCCUGUUGCCUUGAAAGAAUUAGCCAGAGCGAUUGCUGAAAGUGAAGCCGGUAAAGAGUUUAGCAAAAACACAUUGGAAGCGGCAUCAGCAUGGCUCGAAAAAGAUUCCGGACAACCUGGAAAAUUGUUCCGCUCGUUUAUUGCACGCCAUGGCCAUCGCAGUAUCAAAGAAUUCGAUUUCUCCACGGAAACGUGGGGACUGAAUUCGCAUUCUCUAGUGUCCGUACUCCAAUCGAUGGUGGCGAAUCCAGUAAGCUUCGCCGCAAGCUCCCAACCGGCCAAAUCGAAUGACGAUUGGCUCAAAGUAAUUGGACAAAGCAAACCUGGCAAAUACCGCGCCUUGAAAUUCUUUGUUCCACGAAGCCGAAACGCUGUAAUCGCCCGUGAGAAAACCAAAUCGCUGUUGAUCCGCACCAUUCACGUCUUCCGGAUGGCGUACCGAAGACUUGCCCAUCUUUUAGUCCGCGAUGGCAAAAUCCCUGACGCGAAUCUGAUUUUCUUUUUCACGCAUUCGGAACUGCAGGAGCUCAUCCGUUCCAAUGGCGUUGCUUUGAUUAAUAAAGCGAAUAGAAGGCGAAAGCUUUAUCCAGAGCUUGAUGCCCUCGUAUUUCCUGAAAUGUCGCUGGGAAUCCCCAAACCUCUGCAAGAUUCGUCUUCAGAAGAGGUGUCGGUGGCUGAUGGAGUUCAGCUAACUGGAACGCCAGUAUUUAAAGGGACCGUGCGAGCUACUGUCCGUGUUGCAUUGAACCUGGAAGAAGCGAAACAGAUCCAGAACGGGGAUAUUCUGAUUACCCGCAGCACCGACAUUGGAUGGAGUCCGUAUUUCCCAUUGCUAUCUGGAGUGGUGACGGAACUUGGCGGUUUGAUUUCCCAUGGAGCUGUUGUUGCCCGAGAAUAUGGCUUACCUGCCAUUGUUGGUUGUCAGAAAGUUACACAAGUUUUCCGUUCUGGAGAUGUCGUCGUAUUGGACGGGAGUAAAGGAACUAUAACGCGCGUGGAAACAUCGAAUUAAGAGAACAGAAAAUUUCAUCUGGUCAACCAAAAUGUCUACCAAGGGGGUUCAGGGAAUUUUCAAUCCUCAAUUUGCAGUUUGCUUAUUAAUCGGUUAUUAUAGUUGAUAGUAUAUUUCUAGGUACGCCAUUUGGAGGUCUUUCAGAUGGUUUACAAGACUAUUGAUCAGGUUUUUUUCCCUCUAUUAAAGUGGCAUUCUUUUUUUUUUUUAUAAGUUUGUCCGGAAUAACCUACACAUAUUUAGUGAAUAAAAGAUGCAUUGCA
Molecule: messenger RNA, 4535 nt
Organism: Daphnia carinata
Lineage: Eukaryota; Metazoa; Arthropoda; Branchiopoda; Diplostraca; Daphniidae
Exons: 16
Coding region: 247-4272 (1341 amino acids)
Biological process (GO): phosphorylation
Molecular function (GO): ATP binding; kinase activity
Source: RefSeq, a predicted model, not a curated record